AUGUUGAUGUCUGGUGCAAUGACCAAUCCGGACACAAGCCUGUUGGGUACGGCCGAGGGUCUGGUCGGUAGUCUGGCCAGCCUGACCGCGGUACCCGGCACCGGCGGCGGUGGCGGUGGCCAGCAAAAGGACACCACGUGGACCAAGCUAUUUGUAGGCGGACUUCCGUACCACACCACAGACAAGUCGCUAAGGGAUCACUUCGCGGUGUACGGCGACAUCGAAGAGGCAGUCGUCAUCACUGACAGACAGUCCGGCAAGAGCAGGGGAUACGGAUUUGUGAGUAUACAACUGCACGACCACUACGUUUUAAUUACACAAUAA
Messenger RNA from Macrosiphum euphorbiae (potato aphid), 324 nucleotides. The record is from the annotation of a GenBank genome assembly. Lineage: Eukaryota; Metazoa; Arthropoda; Insecta; Hemiptera; Aphididae.